Molecule: messenger RNA, 1126 nt
Organism: Sphaerodactylus townsendi
Lineage: Eukaryota; Metazoa; Chordata; Lepidosauria; Squamata; Sphaerodactylidae
Product: glutathione S-transferase 2-like
Exons: 8
Coding region: 315-977 (220 amino acids)
Biological process (GO): glutathione metabolic process
Molecular function (GO): glutathione transferase activity
Source: RefSeq, a predicted model, not a curated record
GGAACUUUUAGCUGAUUUCUUCCUCCUUGGAAGUCCAAAAGCACUAGAGGAGGGGGGGGGGGGCGGGGAGGGCGGAAAACUAACUUCACAUCUGCCAGUAAUCGCGGUCUUCGUUGCGCAGAGAGAGCUCUCUCUCGGUUCGUGUUCCCCAAAGGCUGAGAGAACUUCCAAAAGGUUAAGAGUUUUGCGAGGAGGCGGUGCCGGUCCCACCUGAGCGGUCCCCGCAGGCCCUACAUAAGAGGGCAGGCUUCCUAAAGGGCUCCCACUACUGUUUCUCCCGGGUAGCUUGAGCCAGCCAAGAACGGCGGAGGGACAUGGGGAUCAUUCUGGGCUAUUGGGACAUCCGUGGGCUUGCCCAUGCAAUCCGAUUGCUGUUGGAACACACAGGAACUUCCUAUGAGGACAAGCAGUAUACACCUGGGGAAGCUCCUGAUUUUGACAUAAGUGCAUGGAAAAAUGAGAAGGAUAAGCUGGGCUUGGACUUUCCAAAUCUCCCCUAUCUGAUUGAUGGUGAGACAAAAAUCACACAGAGCAAUGCCAUCCUUCGGUACAUCGGCCGGAAACACAACAUGUGUGGUGAGAGUGAAGAAGAACUGAUCAGAGUGGAUAUGUUUGAGAACCAUAUCAUGGAUUUCCGCGUGGCUUUUGCAAGAAUAUGCUACAGCCCAGAUUUUGAAAAACUAAAGUCUGAAUUCUUGGAGCAGCUACCAGGAAAACUGAAGCAGUUCUCGCAGUUUUUGGGGGAGAGGAAAUGGUUUGCAGGAAAAAAGAUCACCUAUGUGGAUUUUCUUGCAUAUGACAUCUUGGAUCAGCAACGAAUGUUUGAACCAAAAUGCUUGGAUCAGUUCAAAAAUCUGAAGGAUUUCCUUGACCGCUUUGAGGCCUUGGAGAACAUUUCAGCCUACAUGAAUUCACACCGUUUUAUGAAAACACCUAUUUUCUGGAGAAUUGCCAAGUGGAGCAAUGAAAAAGAAUAGUGAUGGCCAUCAGCUUUGCCCAGCUGGCAGUCAAUGACCAUAUAUAUUAUAGUAUCAAAAGGAUGACUGUCUUCUGCAAUACCUAUGAUACUUAAAAUGUGUAAGAUUCUAAGGUGCCAGCUAAUAAAAUAUUUUUGUUACUAACAAAA